GGCUGACCCUGGACGAGAAGGUGUCCCAGCUUGUGAACACAGCGACCGCGGUGCCCAGGCUCGGCAUCCCGGCGUACGAGUGGUGGUCGGAGGCGCUGCACGGGGUUGCCUUCAUCGACGGGGUGCCGCAGGGGAUGAGGUUUAAUGGGGCGGUUCGGUCCGCCACCAGUUUCCCGCAAGUCAUUCUCACUGCUUCCAGUUUCGAUGCGCAGCUGUGGUACCGCAUUGGCCAGUACUCACCUGCCCUCCUCUGAGUCGACUCAGCCUCCAUUCGCAUGUGAUUCGUCAAACCCACAAACCAUAUCUUACCCAUUUUGCCAAACCACUCUGCCCAUUUCCCAGCGAGCCCAAGACCUCGUGUCUCGUCUCACCCUCGACGAAAAGGCCACCCAACUCGUUGACUCGGCAGCAUCGAUUCCUCGACUCAGUGUCCCCGCCUACGAGUGGUGGUCGGAGGCGUUGCACGGUGUUUCCAGGCACGGCAGGGGCGUCCAUUUUGCCGGCACUGUCCGUUCCGCCACCAGCUUCCCUCAAAUCAUUCUCACUGCUUCUGCCUUCGAUGAUAAUCUUUGGUUUCGUAUCGCUCAGGCAAUUGGGAGGGAGGCAAGAGGGGUGUACAACGAAGGGCAAGCCACAGGGAUGACAUUUUGGGCGCCAAACAUAAACAUUUUCAGGGACCCGCGUUGGGGCAGAGGGCAGGAGACCCCCGGUGAAGACCCCCUGGUUUCGGGCAGGUACGCGGUUUCCUACGUUAGGGGAAUCCAAGGGGACAGCUUUGAAGGCGGGCAGCUCAAGGACGGGCACCUUCAAGCCUCGGCUUGUUGCAAGCAUUUUACUGCCUACGAUUUGGAUAACUGGAAUGGGAUUGAUCGGUUCCGGUUUAAUGCUAUUGUAACGAAGCAGGACUUGGCAGAUACAUACCAGCCACCAUUCCGAAGCUGUGUUGAGAAAGGGAGAGCCAGUGGGAUAAUGUGUGCCUAUAACCAGGUCAAUGGGGUCCCUAACUGCGCUGAUUACGAUCUCCUCUCCAAUACAGCUCGCGGCCUUUGGGGUUUCCAAGGGUACAUCACGUCGGACUGUGAUGCGGUACAGGUCAUUCAUGAUAAUCAAGGAUACGCCAAAUCACCAGAAGAUGCGGUUGCUGAUGUUCUUAAAGCUGGCAUGGACAUCGACUGCGGUUCCUACUUGAAGAACUACACCAAAUCGGCCGUUGAACAACAGAAACUGCUUGUGUCCGACAUAGACAGAGCCCUCCAAAACCUCUUCUCAGUUCGAAUGCGGUUAGGCCUCUUCAACGGCAACCCAACAACCCUCCUUUUUGGUAACAUAACCGCAAACAAUGUCUGCACCCAAGACCACCAGUCUCUAGCCUUAGAAGCUGCCAGAAACGGCAUCGUCCUCUUGAAAAACCUCAACAAACUCCUGCCCCUUCAAAAGGCCAAAACUCCCUCUCUCGCCAUUAUAGGCCCCAACGCCAAUGCCUAUGAGACCCUACUCGGAAACUACGAGGGCCCCCCGUGUAAAAAAACUUCCGCCCUGCAGGCCUUCCAAGGGUACGUUCAGAACACUGUUUAUCAAUCGGGUUGUGACAACGUUAGCUGUGGUUCUGCGGAUAUAGGGAAGGCGGUGGAGAUUGCAAAAGGGGCGGAGUAUGUGGUUUUAGUAAUGGGGUUGGACCAGAGUCAGGAGAGGGAGUAUAGGGAUCGGGACGAUUUGUUGUUACCUGGGAUGCAACAGAGUUUGAUUCAGAGUGUUGCCAAGGUUGCUAAGAAUCCAGUUGUAUUGGUUUUGUUUUGCGGGGGUCCGGUUGAUGUUACUUUUGCCAAGGAGGAUCCAAAAGUUGGAAGUAUGGUAUGGGCCGGAUAUCCAGGUGAAGCGGGUGGGGUUGCUCUAGCACAGAUCAUCUUUGGUGACCACAACCCAGGUGGAAAACUGCCAAUCACUUGGUAUCCAAACGAUUUCGUCAAAGUACCGAUGACAGACAUGAGGAUGCGACCCGAUCAAUCAUCUGGCUACCCAGGACGCACAUACAGGUUCUACAAUGGCAAAAAAGUUUUCGAAUUUGGCUAUGGCCUUAGCUACACAACAUUUACUUAUAACUUCGUCUCGGUUUCCCAAAAGAAGCUCCACUUGAACCAACUAUCAACUACUGCUAAGGUAGUUCAAGAUUCGAAUUCGGUUCACUACUUGUCAGUUUCCGACUUGGGCUCAGAAAACUGCGAAAAGGCGAAGUACUCGGCUGUUGUUGGAGUGAAAAAUGAAGGGGAGAUGGAUGGGAAGCACCCGGUGUUGGUGUUUAUCGGGAGGGAAAAUGCGAGAAAAGGGAGUCCGGUGAAACAGUUGGUCGGAUUUCAUAGCGUGAGGUUGAAGGCGGGGGAGAGAGCAGAGGUUGAGUUUGAGUUGAAACCAUGUGAGCAUUUUAGCAGAGCUAAUGAAGAUGGGUUGAUGGUGAUUGAAGAAGGGAAUCAUUAUCUGCUUGUUGGAGAAGAGAAGUAUACCAUUGCUGUUGAAGUUUGAUUAUGAGUUUUUUUUGGAUCUUCAAAUAGAAAGCCAAAUUUUAUCACUGUUUUCACAUUGAAUGUUGUAGGCCUUUUUAACUGUUACCGGAAUUCAAGUCAAAAGUUGGCUAUGAGAAAUGAAAGGCUGUCUCUAUUCCCAACAGCAGUUUAAAUAA
Rhododendron vialii is the source of this 2674-nucleotide messenger RNA. Its product is annotated as probable beta-D-xylosidase 7. Gene Ontology annotation, biological process: xylan catabolic process; arabinan catabolic process. Bases 145 to 2517 code for a protein of 790 amino acids. Gene Ontology annotation, cellular component: plant-type cell wall. The record is from RefSeq and is a predicted model, not a curated record. Gene Ontology annotation, molecular function: alpha-L-arabinofuranosidase activity; xylan 1,4-beta-xylosidase activity. The transcript has 7 exons. NCBI's taxonomy places the organism in Eukaryota, Viridiplantae, Streptophyta, Magnoliopsida, Ericales, Ericaceae.